AUGCGAUCUGAUGAUCUGAACGAAGACUACUUAGUGGGAGAGGACAGAGAGGGAAAGGCUGAACCUUUUUCAAAUGCUCAGGGAAAGGUUAUAGAGAAUCUUCUGGCUGUUUUGGAUAAUUUCGAGAGAGCUAAAUCUCAAAUUAAAGUGGAGACCGAGGGAGAGGAGAAAGUUACUAAUAGCUAUCAGAGCAUAUACAAACAGUUUGUAGAAAUUUUGGGAUCUCUUGGUGUUGUCACUAUGGAGACAGUGCGGAAGCAAUUUGCUCCAAUGCUUCAUGAUCAGGCAAUAAUGAGGGAGGAUUCUGAGGAAUAUGAAGAGGGUAUAGUACUUAAAGAAUACAGGAAAGGUUUCUUGCUAGGCGAGAGGCUUUUACGUCCUUCAAUGGUGAAAGUAUCAGCUGGACCAGGACCAGAAAAGUUCAGUGAAGCUGAAGGAGAAGAAGCCAAUGCACAAGGAAGCGCAGAAGAAGAAGCAGAAGCAGCUUCAUCUUGA
This is a messenger RNA of Eruca vesicaria subsp. sativa (arugula), 495 nucleotides long. The record is from the annotation of a GenBank genome assembly. Lineage: Eukaryota; Viridiplantae; Streptophyta; Magnoliopsida; Brassicales; Brassicaceae.